UGGACAUCAUAGAAGUUCUAUGGUAACGUAAUAUCGUGUAAACACCAAAACAGGCGACCGAGUUUUCAUCGUUACGCGCUGCUGCAGAACGCUACCUGGCAACACACAUUGAUCGCUUGUACGUAGUCGUACACACCACAGUUCUAAGUCUAGCGUAAAAUGUCGCUGAAGUUGUAUUCUUACUUUCGAAGUUCGUGUAGCUGGAGAGUUCGCAUUUGUCUUGCACUAAAAAGCAUUGAUUACGAAACUAUUCCAAUUCACUUGGUAAAGGAUGGCGGUCAGCAACACCAGGAAUCUUACAAAAAGCUGAACCCCAUGGCUCAAGUACCUGCAUUGGUUGUGGAUGAUAAAGUGGUAAUUACUCAGUCUGCUGCGAUCAUUGAGUUUUUGGAAGAGAAAUAUAAAUCCAAAGAUGCUCCACUACUGCCAGAUGAUAUAUAUAAAAAGGCAAAAGUCAAAGAAAUUUGCGAGAUGAUUGGUUCAGGUAUCCAGCCUAUUCAAAAUCUUGCUGUGUUAAAUAAAGUAGGUGAGACAAGAAUGGAUUGGGGCAAAUAUUGGAUCGAUGUUGGCUUUCAAGCACUGGAAAAAAUGUUGCAAAACUGUGCUGGAAAAUAUUGUGUAGGUGACGACAUUACAAUGGCAGAUGCCUUCCUUGUACCACAGGUUGGAAAUGCAAUUAGAUUCAAAGUUGACAUGUCUCAAUUUCCUAUUAUAUCACGCAUCAAUGCCACACUGGAAGAGCAUCCAGCAUUUAAGGCAGCACAUCCAAACAACCAAGUUGAUUCUCCAGAUAAAAAUUAGCGUUUUCGGAGUGGCUUCCACUUAUAAAUAGCUGCAGAGCUUGCAUCUUCUCGUUUUACCAAAUCUCGAUCUUUAACAGCUUUAUCCUACAAAACAUAAAUUAAACAAUUAAUAUAAAUGAGGGUAAGAAAUAGGUAUACAGAAAGUUUUUUGAAAUCCUGAUUUCACUUACUGUGCUCAAAAUUUUUUGAAUUGUCAAUUUGUCUACAACUGCCUGCAGUUCUUUUACUCUGGUUUUCCGUUGUUCAAUUUCUCUUACAAGACGUUUACUUGCAGUUCCCUCCUAUGCAAAAUAACAACAGUUUAAUCAUGGAAGCCCACUCAUUUAUCAAUGAAAUCCUUACUGUGUUAGUUUUGGGUUUCUCCAA
This is a messenger RNA of Ciona intestinalis (vase tunicate), 1169 nucleotides long. The record is from RefSeq and is a predicted model, not a curated record. Lineage: Eukaryota; Metazoa; Chordata; Ascidiacea; Phlebobranchia; Cionidae.